Trifolium pratense (red clover) is the source of this 399-nucleotide messenger RNA. Its product is annotated as putative disease resistance protein RGA3. The record is from RefSeq and is a predicted model, not a curated record. Bases 1 to 399 code for a protein of 132 amino acids. The transcript has a single exon. Lineage: Eukaryota; Viridiplantae; Streptophyta; Magnoliopsida; Fabales; Fabaceae.
AUGAGCUUGGUCUAUUUUUGGGUUUUGAUCAAGACUUUAAAAAAGGCUUUCCAGCUAGCUCAAUAUACCAUUGAGGCUAUGCUCAAAGAUGAUGAGGAGAAACAGUUCACUUACAAAGCUAUCAAGGAUUGGCUACAAAAGCUCAAAGAUGUUGCUAAUGUCCGAGAUGACAUCUUGGACAAGUGUGCUACUGAAGCUCUGGAAUUUGAGUAUGAAGGCCUCAAGUGUGGCCUAACAUACAAGGUACAAACCUCUUUCUUAUCCUCUUUUCAUCCUAAACAUGGUGUUUUCCGUUACAAAAUUGCUAAGAAAAUGAAAAGGAUGCGGUUGGAUGAAAGUGCAGAAGAGAAAGCUUCUAGAUUUUAUUCAAAGAAAAAGAUACUUGCUUGUAUUGGAUGA